UCUCUCUCUUUCUCCGUCUUUCUCUCUCUCUCCGUCCGAAAAGCCGAAAGCUGUUGGCUCGCGCGCUCUGUCUAAUUAUUCCACUCUCGCGCAGCACCGAGCGGACUGCUACACGCUCCGCACCACUUUUCCAUCUCUUCCCCUCCGCACUGCGAUACCGCGAGGUGACGGCUCUCCUGGCGGACACUAACUAACCCAAACACCUGGACAGAGCUUCCAUCGGGGGGGACGGUAACGUGUUUAGAGGUGCCUCGAGCAGACGACAAAUGCUGGAGACCCGCGGCCAGUGCCCCCAGACCCGACGGGGAGGGAGACACACAGAGCAGUGAUGGGACAGUUUUCGGGAGGAUGCUACCUGAGUUUCGGCAUCCUCGUGCUUCUCGGUUUGCACGCCCCGGCCACGUUAGCAAGAGGUCCCCGAGGUGAGGCCCUGCAGCAUGGCCAGUCUGGGACGCUGCCGCACUUCCUGGAGGAGCCUGUGGACGCUUACAUCGUCAAGAGUAACCCCAUCAAGCUCCGCUGCCAAGCUCGGCCUGCUCUACAGAUCUUUUUCAAGUGCAAUGGCGAAUGGGUCCACCAGAGCCAGCACAUGUCUCAGGAGCACACUGACCUGGGGACAGGGCUAAAGAUCCGCGAGGUGAUGAUCAACGUGUCACGUCAGCAGGUGGAGGACUUCCAUGGCCCGGAGGAUUACUGGUGUCUGUGUGUCGCCUGGAGCCACCUGGGAACCUCCAAGAGCCGCAAGGCAACUGUCCGGAUCGCCUACCUGAGGAAGAACUUUGAGCAGGACCCCCAAGGCACCGAGGUGCCUCUGAAUGGCAUGAUUGUGUUGCACUGUCGUCCCCCAGAGGGAGUGCCUGUGGCUGAGGUUGAAUGGCUGAAAAAUGAAGAACUUCUGAACUCUGAUGGUGCUGUUGAUACAAGAGGUGACCACAAUCUGAUCAUCUCAGAAGCCCGUCUCUCUGAUUCCGGAAACUAUACCUGUGUUGCCAGCAACAUUGUGGCAAAAAGACGCAGUGCCACAGCCACUGUUGUAGUCUAUGUGAAUGGAGGCUGGUCGUCGUGGACAGACUGGUCUCCCUGUAAUGUACGCUGUGGUCGCGGUGUGCAGAAACGUUCUCGCACUUGCACAAAUCCAGCUCCUCUCAAUGGGGGAGCCUUCUGUGAGGGCAUGUCGGUACAGAAGAGCACCUGCAACACACUGUGCCCAGUGGAUGGUGGCUGGGGAGAGUGGAGCGAGUGGUCAGUUUGCAGCUCAGACUGUGAGAGGCAACGCAGCAGAGAGUGCACUGCUCCGGAGCCCAAACACGGGGGUCGGCUGUGUGACGGGGUGGCGCUGGCCAUGGUCAACUGCACCGGCGGCCUCUGCACACAGAAUCGAAAGUUGCUACAUGAUCCUAAGCCACAGGGUGUGGAGAGCAGCAGUGAUGUGGCCUUGUAUUCAGGCCUUGCUGCGGGGGUGGUGACAGUGGUGCUGCUGAUCAUUGCUGUCACUCUUUACCGAAGGAGCCAGAGUGAGUACGGUGUUGAUGUCAUCGACUCCUCCGCCCUCACUGGGGGCUUUCAGUCCUUCAGCUUCAAGACCUCUCGACAAGCAAACCCCCUGCUUAUUAAUUCAUCCAUGCAACCUGAUCUAACAGUGUCGCGUACCUACACCAGCCCCAUGUGUUUCCAGGACUCUAUUGACAAGGAGCUGAUGGCCGAGCGCUCACUCCUUGACCCGCUGCCUGAUCUCAAGGUUAAAGGGGUGGCAGAGAGGGCAGAGUACCAUGUCAUGUCCCACCCUCAGACAUUUCCAAGGGGCCUGGCUCCAGACUACAGAGGGGUUGCAGUAGGGACGACGCUGGGCAGAAGAGGCAAGAAUCUCUUCCCUCCACAAGUCUCUUUGACUCCCAGUAGGCCUCUCCACAAAGCAACUGCUGUGUUUGGUCAUGCUGGAGGCAGGCUGGUAGUACCUAACACAGGUAUCAGUCUGCUGGUGCCUCACGGGGGGAUCGCAGAAGACACUACCUGGGAAAUGUACAUGAUCAUCAACCAGGAGGACAGCAGUACGGUGUCCGAGGAUGGGCCAGAGAUCUUCUUAAGUCCUGCAGUCACGUAUGGCCCACCGGGCCUUGACCUGUCCUGUCCCAUAGCCAUGACAAUAGCCCAUUGUGCAGAGGUCGCUGCUGAUAAUUGGACCAUCCGCUUAAAGAGACAAAUGCAGGACAACAAGUGGGAGGAAGUGAUGUCUGUGGACGAGGAGAGCACGUCCUGCUACUGUCUGCUGGACGCUCAGAGGUGCCACGUGCUGUUGGAGCAUCCAGGCCGCUAUGCCCUUGUGGGGGAGCCGCUGAACCACCAGGCGGCCAAGCGGCUGAGGCUGGCUGUGUUUGGCAGUCCAGAUACCAGCAACUCUCUGGGCUUCACCCUCAGGGUCUACUGUGUGGACGACACACCCCAUGCAUUUCAGGAGGUGGCAGUGGGCGAGCGCAGCAGGGGCGGGCGGCUGCUGGAGGAGCCUAAAAUGAUGCUGUUCCGGAGCAACACUUUCAGCCUCCAGGUGUCCAUCCAGGACGUCCCACAGUUACUCUGGAGCAUCAAGCCUUUCACCACCUGCCAGGAGUUCUCCUUUUCUCAGGUGUGGGCCAGUAACCAGCGUCCCCUGCAGUGUGCCUUCUCUUUGGAGCGAUACAGCCACUCCUCCUCUCAGCUCUCCUGCAAGAUCGGCAUCCGACAGGUCAAAGGCGAGGAGCAGAUACUCCAGGUGUAUACAUCUGUGGUGGAGAAUGAAAAGGGAGUAGUUCCCUUUUUCACACAGUCAGACUGUACCAUCACCUCUCAGACAGGGUCAAGGGCCUUUAAAAUCCCCCUGUCCAUCCGUCAGCGGAUCAGCGCCACCUUUGACACAGCUAACGCCAAGGGGAAGGACUGGCAGCUCUUGGCUCAAAAGCUCCACAUAGACAGGAACCUGUGCUACUUUGCAUGUCAGGAGAGCCCAUCGUCAGUGAUUCUGAGUCUGUGGGAGGCACAGCACCAGGACACAGGGGACCUGGACUCUCUGGCCAGUGCCCUCGAAGAAAUCGGUAAGGUCCAGUCCCCCAGGACCGCCACUCUUGGCUGCAACAGAGAAGAACGGGACUCAGAAUUCACUAAACUUGGGUAGGGCGGGUCUACAACAGAUCAAAAUAAUGAUGAACCUUUACUGCAUGAACACUGAUGAUCAGGUGUACUAGCUAACCUAUGAUGAGGAGGAUGAGGAGGCGCAAAGAGGACAGCAGGGAAGCUCAGUUUUGGACUGUUACUAAAGGAACACCUCUGCUAAACCAAAUAGCACAUACAGACAGACGGGAAUCAAGGAACAACCAAGAGAGAGAGAGAGAGAGGAGGAAAUGAAUGGGGAAGUGUCUGUGUUACUGAGAGGCACUGACAGGACAUUUUAGAAAGGGAUGUAAGAAUCCCACACCCAUUUUUGAUUGAGAAAUGUCAACUCCUGACAGGUUUGAUAACCUGUAUUCAAGGAUUAUGGAUAUCUGUGUGAGGAGGACUCUCCGCGUAGGAUGGAGUGCGUUUUAGACAGACUGCCAGUCAGGCUGGUGUUGUGACCUUCCCAGGAUUGGAUGUGCUGGCACUUGCCCUCAAACAGUCUUCUGGGCUGUCAAAAUGUUUAGUGUAAUGUCAUUAUGUUGUCAUUCAUUUUCCAAGAUCUAUUAAUGCUCCUUUUUCUUUUCUGCAGCGUGUCUCUAAUGUUAGUGCUGGAGUUAAAGGAGAAAACUGAGGGAAUAUUGGAUAUUAAUUUUGUCAGAACUUUAGUCGGAGACACUGUUCAGCAUUUAGAAGGAUGUGAUGUCCACCUGCUAAAAGAUGUAAGGCUGUAUUAGAGAUAACUCUUUGGAUCACAUGGAAAAUAAUCAUUUUUAAACAUCCACAUGUAAAACACUUUCAACCCUACUUGCAGAACACGUUGUCAAAGCAAAGGCUGCAGAAGAGGGUAAGUUACCCCACUGAUGAUUUUCUGCUUAUUCUGAAGGAAAAUAAAUGUCUCUCUGUGUGAUAAGUGAUUUCAUACCAGACAGAUAGUGGGAACAUUACAUACUCUGCAAAGUGCUGGCAUUGGUUAACUGGUGUGUUCUUUCAAGACCCUCGCUCUAGGACUUCUUUUUUUAUUUUUUUGACUUUUGAAUUUUAAAUUUUGACUUUUGAAGUGUGGCUUGAUUUGAGCUGCCCUUUUUUGGGUCAUCUGGAUCACUCUUGGAUAUCAUUAUUUGGAGACAAGUAGCCAACUCUCACUCCCACUCCUCUGUCUUCUCUUCCCCUGGCAGAGUUGCUCCACCUGCCCCUAAACAUGAUAAAGUGAUUUCGUGUUGAA
Epinephelus lanceolatus (giant grouper) is the source of this 4348-nucleotide messenger RNA. Its product is annotated as netrin receptor UNC5D-like. Lineage: Eukaryota; Metazoa; Chordata; Actinopteri; Perciformes; Serranidae. The record is from RefSeq and is a predicted model, not a curated record. Gene Ontology annotation, molecular function: netrin receptor activity; protein binding. Gene Ontology annotation, biological process: axon guidance; netrin-activated signaling pathway. Gene Ontology annotation, cellular component: membrane.